GAUGAUGUAUGCUUAAUAUUUUUAAUAGCAAUCCAUGGCGGAUGGCUAUGAAACAUUUUUACUAUUUAAUAUAACUUUCAAAUCAAUAAAGACUGAUUCGAAACAAACUUCGCAAAAAGAAGAAAAUCCACUGCCUGUCAACAAUGAAUACAUCGAAACAUAAACAAGCUUUGUUUGAUGCUUGUGAUGAUGGCGACGUUUCCGUGAUAGAAGAGUUGAUGGAGCUCAAGGUAGAUGUAAAUGAUUGCAUGGAAGAUGGCACAUCGCCGUUGUGUAUAGCAUCACAAGGAGGAUAUACGUCAAUAGUGUGUACACUGCUCAAAUAUGGCGCAAACGUAGACCUGACAGAUAGUGGAGGGGUAUCUGCAAUAUUAAUGGCAAGUCAAAAUGGACACACCGAGACAGUUGCCGAAUUACUGAAACAUAAACCGGACGUGAAUAAAUGUAAUUCUCAAAAUAUUACCCCACUUUUCAUGGCUUGCCAAACAGGACACACAGAAAUCGUCAAAAUAUUACUAUUAAAUAAUACCGAUGUAAAUAAGUAUAGAGAUAGCGGUGCUUCGCCAUUGUAUAUAGCAUGCCAGCAUGGUUAUGUAGAAAUAGUUAAACAUUUACUGGCUAACAAAGCAGACCCAAAUGUAUGCACUAAUGCAAACGAAUCUCCCCUCAGUGUUGCAAGUCAAAAAGGAUAUAAAGAAAUAGUUGAUAUGUUACUUGAUUUUAGAGCCGAUGCCAACAUGUGCUGGAAAAGUGGCACUUCGGCCCUCUAUUUAUCAUCACAAAAUGGUCACUUAGAGACCGUUCAAAAGCUUCUGAUCGCUGGAGCAAACAUAAAUAGCACAACCAAGGACGGUGAUACAUCCUUACACAUUGCUUGUCAAGGUCAUCAUAUCGAUAUCGUUCGCUGUUUAAUACUAAACGGGGCUGACGUGAACAAAUGCAAUGCCCAGGAAAUAUCACCAUUGUUCAUUGCAAGCCAUUUAGGGUUUGAGGAUAUAGUUCAGCUUCUUCUAGAAAACACAGCAAACAUUAACAAGUGCAACAAUGGAAACGAAUCUCCAUUGUUUGCUGCCUCGCGUUGUGGCUUUUUAGCGAUUGUUAAAAACCUGCUCGAUAAAGAUGCAUCAUUUGAUAUUUGUACUGAAAAGGAAGAAAGUCCCUUGUACACAGCUUGCAGGUUUGGUCGUACUGACAUUGUCUGUUUAUUGUUAGAUUACACAGCAGACUUGCAGAAAGCCAAUGAUAAAGGAGAAACUCCAUUGUAUAUUGCCUGUGCAAAGGGAUUUAUCGAUAUCGUAAAUGUGCUUGUAACUCGAGGUGCAGUUGUAAACAGUUGUUCACACAUUGGAUUAUCACCGCUUCAUGCUGCUUGUUACGCCGGUCAGACAGCUAUUGCUAAAUUGCUUAUUGAGAAUAAUGCUGAUGUCAAUGUUCGUGACGAGUAUGAUACAUCGCCACUGUGGGACGCUGCUUCGAAAGAUCAGUCUGAAAUUGUCUCUUUACUACUAGACAGUGGUGCUGAUAUGAACUACCCUAGAGAUGACGAUGGUUCAACCCCACUGCAUAUUAGCUGCGAGGAAGGGUAUGUCGAUAUUGUACGUUUACUACUUAACAAUGGUGCUGAUGUGAAUCAGUGUGACAAUGAUGAGAGAUCUCCUAUGUAUAUUGCAUGUGAAUAUGGUCACAGAGAUGUUGUUGAAGCUUUAUUUGAGAAAAACCCUGUCAUUGAGAAUAGAGGUUCUUUGUUCAACAUAGUAUUAUCAAAUGGACACGAAGAUGUUUUGGCUGAAUUGUUUACACAAUCCAACAAGAAAUAAAACAAAACUGGAAGAUAUCUGUUGUAUAUAUUUUACUGCGGAGUAAACAAUACUUUAAAUAUUACCAUGCACAAGCACAAGUAUCUUCAUUUAUAUUUUGAACUUUACUUUCAACUUUCGAAAAAAAGUUCUUAUCAAUUGUGUGUCAAAAAAGAGAAUUCCCUAGAAAGUCUGCAUGUUUAAAGAUGGUGGAACAAAAUCAUCGAACUUAUAUACAGCUAAGCAUCAUUUUAGAGAUUUAUUUAUAUAUCACGUUCGGAAUGUUAUACCAUACCUAAUAGUAUACAUAUAAAGGAUUAUAUGAAGACGAUGUAUGUUGUUACUGUUUUUAAUAAGACCAACGAACAAGUGAUCGAUAAACUAAAUGACGAACGUAUAACUUAUGAUAUCGCACAUUUACAAGAUUUACAACUAUUAAGAUCAGCUGAUGUAAAGGGUCUCCACUGCCUAAGUAUCACCUCCUCUGAUGGAUUAAUUAUAUCUGUUAAAACCUUUUCAAAAAGUUCAUUAACCAUUGUACCAUCCUUGGCACUUGUUUCAAUGUAAGGAAUGUCAUGUUCAUUGGCGAAGUCCUGUAAAAUUAAUAUCUAUAAUUAUACACAGGAAUAAUCAAGUUAUGAAUAUUUAUAACAUUUCGUGCGUCCGAAUCGCUUUUCUAGAUUUACUUUCAUCAGGAACGCUCAAACCUAAAAAGUUGAAAGCCAGUGGUGCGUAAAUACGCUGCAACGAUAUGAGCUAUAUGAUAAAAAAGGACCUAAACAAAAUAGUCAAUUUCAUCUAAGGUCAACUUUGCCUGAAGGAUUUGGGACCUUAGUUUCACGAUAUUAACAUGCGUAUGUGUCCAAUGUGUGACUGGUGCAUAACUUUGGUAUAAACAUUAGCAGAAAAAGACAAACUUCAAAAUCAAAAUGAAUGUAAUUGAAUUUAAAAACAGACGAAGAGUUGUCUCCUGGUAAUGUAAAUUAUUCUAUAUCAAUUGGUUUUUCUAGAGAGUUUGAGGUGAUGCUUACUUUUACGUAUCACCUUAUACCAUUUUCUUAAUGUUUGUAUUAACACUUGUAAUUUUAAUUUAUUUUUCGUAUUGUAUAGUUUGAUAGAGUUGUGAAACACUGA
This is a messenger RNA of Mytilus californianus (California mussel), 2930 nucleotides long. Its product is annotated as ankyrin-1-like. Bases 144 to 1817 code for a protein of 557 amino acids. The record is from RefSeq and is a predicted model, not a curated record. Gene Ontology annotation, cellular component: nucleus. The transcript has 2 exons. Gene Ontology annotation, molecular function: protein binding; transcription cis-regulatory region binding. NCBI's taxonomy places the organism in Eukaryota, Metazoa, Mollusca, Bivalvia, Mytilida, Mytilidae. Gene Ontology annotation, biological process: positive regulation of transcription by RNA polymerase II.